AUGUAUGACGUGCCCUCACCGCCAAACACAGAUAUCCCUAGUGGGCUGUCACCUAUUGAGCCCGUGCAAUGCCCGUUGGACUUCUUCACACCGCAAACUAGCAACGGUGGUGGUAGCAGUGCGAUGGAGGUUAACAGACGCGCUGGGAGGACUAGCAGCGACGAUACCGAUGAAGAUAAUGGCGUUGUGGUUAGAGGUCGCAGAAUGCAGACCACUGGAGGAUCCCGUGAAACCGAUGUGGCGGUCGGUAGGGUGCUGAAGGACCCUGCCUUUAUUCGAAAAGUGGUUGACGAAGUGUCGCGGCAGCUCGCCGCGCAGAUGCAACAGAGUGAUGUGACGAAGGAAUUAGAGAACUCACCGUCACAAGGGCUGCCCUCGGCAGUGUUGUUGGUUGUGCGUGAGGCCGCGAAUGCAAUUGCGGGCGCACAUGACGCAGAGUUCUGUCAACGGCUCCAGAAUUACUUUACAGAACAGGAAAAGCAGCGCGAGGCACUGGAGGAGCAGUUCUGGCAACGUGUGGCAGAGCACGACGAAAUAUGGACGCGGCGCGUUGCAGCUGUGCAACUGGAAGGUGCGGAGGCAAUACAGGAACAGCAGCGGUUUCUAACACUUGGUAGAGCCGACGCCGAGUCAUGUGGAGAGGUGCGCAAGGAGCUGUUAAAGCUCUGUGGUGAGGUGAUUCGCACUGUAGAGCGUGCGCCGGGUAAUUCCGGUGUGCCGCGGGCGAGCGACGAUGGCACCGCCCGACAAUCUCCUCAGGGCGACACAGCGCGCCAGGACCGUUUGGAAUUGCGUUUGGAGACGCUUUCAGCAGCUGUUAACGGGCUCUACUCGGACGUGGAGGCAGUUCGCAAGAAGGCUGUGGUCAUGGACGCUCCGCAAGACGGAUGGCGUAAAGAGACGGAGAAACACAUCGCAACCCUGCAAGAGAGUAUGGCUGAUAUGCAGGAAGCAGUCGCCAUCGUUGCGCGGAAGUCACGGACGGUGGAGGAGCGUCUGGAUACAUCCAAGGUGGAAAAGAAAGAGUUGCACACAUUGACAGAGCGGCUGCUCGGAUUGGAGCGACAGGUAGAGUCGCUCCCGUCGCUGCUCGCCACCACGGCACCCCCGCCACUGCCUCCACCGAAUGAAGCGGUGACAAGUCGCGGCAGUAACCCAAUGUCAGUGGAAGACGCCAUGAUGAAUGCGCAGCGCAUUUUGUUUUCUGGUGAUGAGAGGAAAUUGGUAUUGAAAACCGAUCCAUACGCCAAGGCAGUGUCAGCCUUGUGUGCCACGCUGCAGCAAGUGAAUCACUUAUACAAUAUCGGUACCGGUACUUUUGGAGGGAGUCUGCAGCUAAUCUUCGCGAUGCCGCCUUUCUCUGUGCCCAGCACGCUGGCAUCGGCAUGCCAGGUGUAUCUGCGUGAGCACUCAGCAGCGGAGCUGAAGGAAGCGGUGGAGGCUCUCGAUAUUGGCCACCAGACUGCAGAGGUACUGCUGGAUUGUUACUACUGGAUGCAGUCUCACGUUCUAGUGGUGGGUACAGGCUGUGAAGAAAGCUUGCAGCGCUCAAGGGAUGACGCCACGGUUGUCGAAGAUCUCCGCCGUGGCUUGGAGGGGCCGUUAUCACGCACUGGUGCGACGACUAUGCCGUGCACGGCACCGCCCUCUUCUGCCCCAGGCCACGGGGCAUCGUUCGGGGACUUGUCCAAGUCACAGGAAACACCUCUAUUCCAUGAUAUGGCGCCUGCAUCUGGCUCUGACGCUGCGACGCAGACCGAAAAGAUCGUGACAGCGCUGCCACCGCCGUUAUCAGCUCCACAGACGCCUCCACCACCGAGUGUUAACCCCCUUGUGACAUGUGAUGAUGGAAGUGGUCAAAGCCAACUGCAGCGCCCGCACCAACACCAACAGCAGAAUGCAGAGGCUGCUGCUGCUGACGCCACCACUGCGUUGGAAGCACUCGCGGUUGGUCGCUCCCCAGAAGAGACAGAGUCUCUCUGCGGCGUGGUGUAUCACUACCAUCAUCAUCAUACCUGUGGAGAAGACAGAGUGCAUGCAUAUACACCGCAGUGCUCAGGAAGGGGGAAAAGUAGAGCCCAAAACUCGGGGUCGCAGUUAAAUGAACAUGAUUGUUCAGAAGUGUUAGAGAGGCGAAGGAAUGAAACGGUGCAGCGCAUUGAAUCAUCUUUUCUUGACUCCAGUGAUGCCAGGGAGCAGGAGUGUCCACAACCCGUUCCCGCCCUCAACCGCUCACACGUCUACCGAGAUGGAAAGAGGGCCGCAACACCGGGCUGCAUAUUGGGUGCCGUGAACAGGACCUUAGACGUGGCACCGAUACCCUCUGCAUGUGGCAAUGAGUGCCUUCCCCUGCCUUCUGCCGUGUCUGCAUUCACAGACCCUCAGCAGGUGACGGGUGCUACAGGACGUGGACAGCGCUCACUGAAGAAUCCACGGCCUUUUUACACGGCCAUCACACAGCAAGGACGACAGUCACACCGCGGCAACAACGAUGGCCUGGCGAGUGACUCCAGUAUGCGCACUGGGCAUUGUCUUGGGGUCGAAGGGCGAUGCGAGGCACCAGGCCGUCCUCAGCUUCACCACCGCGGUCUUCUUUCGACUACCGUGAAAAACCGCGACGAUCUUCUUGCUGGUGUCAUGGCGGCGCAGCUGCAGCAAGGUCCGUACAUGUACCAUGAUGAGAGAUCACCGACCAGGUGGCGGACAGUUACACGACGAUGA
Trypanosoma grayi is the source of this 2721-nucleotide messenger RNA. Its product is annotated as Tcc44h21-2.7. The transcript has a single exon. The record is from RefSeq and is a predicted model, not a curated record. Lineage: Eukaryota; Euglenozoa; Kinetoplastea; Trypanosomatida; Trypanosomatidae. The coding region runs from base 1 to 2721 and encodes 906 amino acids.